Saccharomyces kudriavzevii IFO 1802 is the source of this 1320-nucleotide messenger RNA. RefSeq names its product H3 histone acetyltransferase RTT109 (gene RTT109). Gene Ontology annotation, cellular component: nucleus. Gene Ontology annotation, biological process: DNA damage response. NCBI's taxonomy places the organism in Eukaryota, Fungi, Ascomycota, Saccharomycetes, Saccharomycetales, Saccharomycetaceae. Gene Ontology annotation, molecular function: histone H3K56 acetyltransferase activity. The record is from RefSeq and is a predicted model, not a curated record. Bases 1 to 1320 code for a protein of 439 amino acids. The transcript has a single exon.
AUGUCGUUAAGUGAUUCCUUAAGGUCAGUUCUUCCUGCAAAUCAACAAUUCGAAUAUUUAUCGUUACAGUCUAUCCCAAUAGAAACCCAUGCUGUUGUAACAUCAGAUAGAACUGACAAGAGAGUCGCGAAACACACGAUCAAGACUCAACACUUCUUUAGUCUCUUCCAUCAGGAGAAAGUUUUCUUUUCAUUGGAAGUGUAUGUUUAUAUUACACUUUGGGAUGAAAUGGAUGCCGAAAGAUUAGUAUUUGUAUCGAAGGCAGAUACUAAUGGCUAUUGUGAUACGAAGGUAAGCAUUAGAGACAUAUCAAAGGUGCUGCUUAAAUUCAUUUUAUCAAUUGAUCCAAAUUACUAUCUUCAAAAAGUGAAACCAAUUGCCAGACCAUACCAAAAGAUGUCCAUUGAGAUGAUUCAUCCGGCAAGUACGCCUACUAAAACUUUAAGAACACUAGCUAAAAGGCUAAAACAGUUUGGAGGCACAAAUCUCGAAGAAGCAGCGUUAUCACGCUUCCUACAAGAUUUCUACCAUUCAUGGACUUGCUCUCGUAAAAUUUUGACCAAAAUUUGUUUAUUUACCAGACCUGCAUCCCAGUACCUCUUUCCAGAUUCUUCAAAGAACCACAAAAAGCAUAUACUAAAUGGUGACCAGCUACUCAAAUGGUGGAGUUCCAUUUUGGAUAGUCUUCUGGUAGAUUGUUUUCAGAAUGGUACACAAGCAAAAUUGAGGAUUCCAGGCGAAGAUCCUGCUCGAGUAAGGUUAUACCUAAGGGGAAUGAAAUACCCACUAUGGCAAGUGGGUGAUAUAUUCACUCCCAACGAAAAGUCUCUUGCAGUAUAUAGUAUUCCAUUAUUCCCAGACGAUCCUAAAGCUAGAUUUAUACAUCAAUUGGCUGAGGAAGACCGCCUGCUCAAGGUAAACUCCUCGACUUUCUGGAUUGAGCUGCAAGAGCGCCAAGAGUUCAAAUUGAGCGUUACAGCAUCAGUAAUGGGUGUAUCAGGAUAUUCUCUUGUUACCCCAACCUUCCUUCCGUCUAGUGCUGAUGUCAUUGUGCCAAGGUCAAAGAAGCAGUUCAAGGGCGUCAAGAAGUACAUCACUGGAGAAGAAUACGAUACCGAGGAAGGCGCCGUAGAGGCCUUUCUAAACAUUCGCGACUUUCUGAUUCUCAGAAUGGCAACAAACCUUCAGUCUUUAACAGGGAAGAGAGAGUGUCGGGCAAGUAGCCCACUGGGCUCUACGAGUAAUAAUAACGCUGUGGAAGUAACCUUGUUGAAACCCCGUAAAAAGUCCAAAACCCAGCCUACGACACACCAGAGAUAA